UAUAUAAUUUGAGCAUUCUGAAUUAUCCAUCAUUCAUUACCUGUGCAUCGUACGUGAUCCACAGAAAUUGUUCUUAUACUUUAUCUACUCUGGGACACCGGUCGCAUAAUUCGGAGCCAUGCUGUUCAUCUUCUUCAAAGUGAUACUAAUGUUUAGUAUCACCUUUGCUCAAAAUACCGGCAGUAAUAAUAGACCCUUGAGCAAUAAGAAUAUCAAGGAUGGCGGAUUGACAUCAAAUUCCGCUGCUUUUAAUUCGGCGUUGGAGGCACCAUCUUUCAAAUCAUCAGACAACCAAACUUUUAUGAAAUUGUUCGAGGACGUUUUCAAGACCCAGAACGAUCUCAAGGAUCAUUUCAGUGGACUGCCAGUUCAAUUUCCAACCGAAGUCGAUUUUAUAGUAGUCGGUGGCGGAAGUGCAGGAUCCGCUGUGGCCUCACGUCUCAGUGAAGUAUCCAAAGAUCAGUCACGUAAUUGGACUGUAUUAUUGAUAGAGAGUGGUGGACCAGCACCUACAACGAGUUCUAUCCCAGGAUUCUAUUUCAAUUAUCAAAAGUCUCCCAUCGACUGGAAUUACGUUCUGGAGCCACAGAAAAGAGCUUGUCUAGCUGCACCGGAAGGUCGUUGCAGAUGGCCCCGAGGCAAAGUAUUAGGUGGUACGAGCGUUCUCAACGGUAUGAUGUACAUGAGAGGUCAUCCUAAGGAUUACAAUGAGUGGUUGUUGCCAGGAUGGUCCUGGGAGGAAGUGCAGCCAUUCUUUUUACGUAGCGAGGACAACAGAGAUAUCGGUACUCAAGCUGCUAUGCCGGAAUAUCAUACCACUGGAGGACUCUAUACGAUCCAACGUUUUCCAGACCAACCACAACUGGCCUGGAAUAUCCUGGAGGCCGCCCAGGAGUUAGGAUUCUCUGUAGGUGGUGACCUCAAUGCUAAUCGUCAUCUAGGGUUUACAGUUGCACAGGCUAUGCAGAGGGGUGGCGUUCGAUUAAACAGCGCUAAAGCCUUUCUGGAACCUGCGAUUGAUCGACCUAACCUGAUAGUCUUAUUGGAAUCAACGGUUCACCGGGUAAUCAUUGAUCCCAUGACAAAGCAUGCUCAGGGUGUUGAAUAUUCGCACAAUGGUGUCAUCAGGACUGUUAGAGCCAGGAAGGAAAUUAUUUUAUCAGCUGGUGCAGUGGCGUCGCCGCAAUUACUGAUGCUGUCUGGAGUAGGGCCAAAAGGUCAUCUCAGGAGUCUAGGCAUACCAGUCAUUAAAAAUCUACCGGGCGUAGGUAAUAAUCUAUUGAAUCACGUAUCCGUGUCAAUACCCUUUAAAAUACGGGGUAAAAAACCAAAGAAUCUCAUGAACGUGGACACCAUCAAGCGCUACCUCAUAGCACGUAAGGGUCCUCUGUCAUCUACAGGAUUGUCUCAAAUAACAGGAUUUGUAAAGGUGAACAAAACUGAAAACGACGAUCGUCCUGAUAUUCAAAUAUUCUUCGAAGGAUUCAACGCUAAUUACUCCAGGACUGGUUCGUCCCAGGAGGAUAUGUACGCUGGUGAUCAGUUCUUCAAAAUAGUACCAACCCUUCUCCGACAAAGUCCUUUAGGCUCCAUCAAACUACGGAGUAAUAAUCCAUUUGAUCCUCCAGUGAUCCAAGCCAAUUAUCUCCAGACUGACGAAGAGGUCCAACGACUAAGACAAGGAGUACGAUUAGCCGUGGCAUUAUCAAGAAGUCCCGCUCUCAAAAGGAUAAACGUUGAACUUGAUCCUGAACCUGAUGAACUCUGUUCGUUUUAUGUGUUUGAGAGUGAUCAAUAUUGGGAUUGCGUGAUUGCACAUCGGACUAAUCCGGAAAACCAUCAGUGCGGUACCUGUGCGAUGGGCAAUAGCGAUAAUGUUAACGCUGUUCUUGAUCCUAAAUUACGUGUCAGAGGAAUUAAAGGACUUCGGGUUAUUGAUGCUUCUAGCAUACCCCGCGUACCUUCUUGUAAUCUUGCUGCUCCUGUUACGAUGGUGGCUGAAAAAGGCGCCGAUCUUAUACGACGACUCUGGCUGCGUUAGAAAUGCUAUAAGAUUGCCGAACACUUUGAAGAUAUGGAAUUACAUCCGUUUAGUGAAGGAUCUGAUGAUUAACUUCUAGUUAUAGCUUGAAAUAUGUAUUAUUUUCAUUUAAUGUAUAUGGGAUAGAUAGAAAUAAUAAACCGUUAACAGUGUACGGUGAGAGAGAGUGUAGAUGAGAUUGUAAUAUAUUUGAAGAGAAAAAUAAAAUACUGAUAGCGACACUGAA
Molecule: messenger RNA, 2267 nt
Organism: Cephus cinctus (wheat stem sawfly)
Lineage: Eukaryota; Metazoa; Arthropoda; Insecta; Hymenoptera; Cephidae
Product: glucose dehydrogenase [FAD, quinone]
Exons: 9
Coding region: 119-2041 (640 amino acids)
Molecular function (GO): oxidoreductase activity, acting on CH-OH group of donors; flavin adenine dinucleotide binding
Source: RefSeq, a predicted model, not a curated record